AUGCCUCGAGAAUUAAUAACAAUACAAACUGGCCAAUGUGGCAACCAAAUUGGAAUGGAAUUCUGGGGACAGCUUUGUGCUGAGCACGGUAUAAGUCAAGACGGAAUACUUGAAGACUUUGCGACUGAGGGCGGAGACCGUAAGGAUGUGUUCUUUUACCAGGCUGAUGAUGAACAUUAUAUACCGAGAGCUCUACUGCUAGAUUUAGAACCUCGAGUAAUAAACAAUAUCCUAGCUUCAAAAUAUGCCAAUUUAUAUAAUCCCGAAAAUAUAUUUUUAUCAAAAGAUGGUGGUGGGGCAGGAAAUAUUUGGGCAUAUGGAUUUUCUCAAGCUGAGAAAGUUUGCGAGGAUAUAUUUGAAAUGAUUGAUCGUGAAGCAGAUGGAAGUGAUUCACUCGAGGGAUUCAUGCUACUUCAUUCGAUUGCUGGUGGAACAGGAUCUGGGAUGGGCUCGUUUUUGCUUGAAAGGUUGAAUGAAAGAUAUCCCAAAAAACUGAUACAAACGUACUCGGUGUUUCCAAAUAACGAAGAAGUUUCUGACGUAGUUGUGCAGCCUUAUAAUAGUAUUUUAACACUAAAGAGAUUGACCGAAAAUGCUGAUUGUGUGAUUGUUCUGGAUAAUGCAGCUUUGACGCGAAUCGCGAGUGAUAGGCUUCAUAUCCAAAAUCCGACUUUUGCUCAGACUAAUCAGCUGGUAUCGACUGUGAUGUCGGCCAGCACCACAAUGCUCCGCUAUCCUGGCUAUAUGAAUAAUGAUCUUGUGGGGAUGAUAGCAUCGUUAAUUCCUACUCCAAAAUGCCAUUAUUUGAUGACCGCAUAUACUCCAUUCACAAGUGAUCAAGUGGAAAAAGCAAAAUCUGUUCGUAAAACUACGGUACUUGACGUAAUGAGACGGCUAUUACAACCAAAAAACAAAAUGGUCUCUACAAAUCCGUCAAAAAAGAGUUGUUACAUUUCUGUUUUGAAUAUUAUUCAGGGAGAAGCUGAUCCAACUGAUGUUCAUAAAUCUCUAUUACGUAUUCGUGAACGACGAUUGGCGCAGUUCAUCCCUUGGGGUCCUGCUAGCAUUCAGGUAGCUUUAACAAAGAAAUCACCAUAUGUUCAAACUUCACAUCGGGUGAGCGGAUUAAUGUUGGCUAAUCACACGAGCAUUACUUCGCUGUUAAAGCGUACUUGUGAUCACUAUGAUCGUUUCAGAAAACGUGGCGCAUUCUUGGAACAAUAUAAAAAAGAAGAUAUGUUUGCAGAUAGUCUUGAAGAAUUUGAUAUUGCAAGGGAAUCUGUUCAAAAUCUUAUGAAAGAAUAUGAAGCUUGUGAAAGUCCUGACUAUAUUAAUUAUGGAAUUAAUAAAAGUUGA
This is a messenger RNA of Ambispora leptoticha, 1356 nucleotides long. The record is from the annotation of a GenBank genome assembly. Lineage: Eukaryota; Fungi; Glomeromycota; Glomeromycetes; Archaeosporales; Ambisporaceae.